GCUUUACUGCUUUUACAGCCGCCCGACUGCCCACUGCGCCCUCUUCAGUUGAUUUGUACAAGUUCACCAUCAUAAACAUCAAAAUAGCAUUUACGCAGGAAUCAAAAAUUUGCCUGUCUAUAACUUAACUACCAACAAGAUGAGUAGUGUACAGUGUCGCUUGGUAACAGCAGGAAAGCUAGUUACCCGCAGUUGUCGUGUCAACCAUGGUUCACUUUGUUUAACGCAACACCGUAAAGCCUCACAAUCAACAAUAUCUGCUGCACUCAACGUUUCAAAUGCGAUUCUUCGCCCUGCCACAUGUUCUCCUGUUCAUUCUGUGUCCGGAGGAUUAGGCACAACUCGCUUAGAACACAAUAGUGUAGGCUCUGGUGAUACAUCAGGGCCUAAGAAACCACCUGUGAUUAGCAGUGGUUCCACAACAACAUCAGACACAGGGAGUGGAAAGGAUGGUGGUGGAAAUCAACUCUGUUGUCCAAAGUGUGGUGAUCCUUGUACUCAUGUUGAAACAUUUGUUUCAUCCACCAGAUUUGUGAAGUGUGAGAAGUGUCACCACUUUUUUGUUGUCUUGUCGGAGCUGGACUCCAAAAAAACUUUGAAGGAGCAGCAAGGAAUGCGUGAAGAUGCUAAAGCAGGAGUAUCUAGAAAACCACCUCCCCCACCCAAAAAGAUAUUUGCUUAUUUAGACAAGCAUGUUAUUGGUCAAGAGCAUGCCAAAAAGGUUUUAAGUGUUGCAGUGUACAACCAUUACAAGCGUAUCUACAAUAACAUUCCUGUUGGAAGUCAGCGUUCAGAUCCUGCUGUUCUUGAGCAGUCUUCACACCAAAAUUCUUUAAACCAUCGAGACCUCCUGCAUGUGAGUGGAGUUGGGUCAACAUCAUUUGGAAUGGGAUUUCAACAGCCCUUAUCUCAAGAUGCUGAGCCGAAGAAAAGUCAAAAUGGGAAUGUGAAUAGUGGGUCAGAUAUAUUAGACAGUAAUUCACAUGAUCUUCGCUUGGAGAAAAGUAAUAUCUUAUUACUAGGCCCCACAGGAUCAGGAAAGACACUAUUGGCACAAACAAUUGCUCAAUGUUUGGAUGUUCCUUUUGCUAUUUGUGACUGCACUACUCUCACUCAAGCUGGGUAUGUUGGAGAAGAUAUUGAAAGUGUUAUUGCCAAGUUACUACAAGAUGCCAAUUACAGUGUUGAAAGGGCUCAAAUGGGCAUAGUAUUUCUGGAUGAGGUCGAUAAAAUUGGAGCAGUACCUGGUAUUCACCAGCUGAGAGAUGUUGGUGGAGAGGGAGUUCAGCAGGGUAUGCUCAAGAUGCUGGAAGGAACCAUUGUAAAUGUGCCUGAACGCAAUUCUCCUCGAAAACUAAGAGGAGAGACUGUUCAGGUGGACACCACUAAUAUAUUAUUUGUAGCAUCUGGAGCUUACAAUGGCCUUGACAGAUUAAUAAGCCGCAGAAAAAAUGAGAAGUAUCUGGGUUUUGGUAUCCCUGCAGCAGAAUCACCAGGCAGAAGGGCUGCUUCUCUAGCAGACAUGGCUAAUCAAAGCGCUGCUACUUCAGCUGAAGAAGACAAUCAGGAGAAAGAUGCAUACCUACGACAAGUGGAGGCCAGAGAUCUUAUUGAAUUUGGCAUGAUUCCGGAAUUUGUUGGGAGGUUCCCGGUUCUUGUAGCCUUCCAUUCAUUAAACCAACAGCUGUUAGUCCGAAUUUUGACCGAGCCUCGUAAUGCUAUGGUGCCACAAUAUCAAAUGCUCUUUGGAAUGGAUAAAGUUGACCUUACCUUCACACCAGAUGCUCUACAUGCUAUAGCCAAACUCGCUAUGGAACGUAAAACUGGUGCAAGAGGAUUAAGAGCUAUCAUGGAAACUCUACUACUUGAGCCUAUGUUUGAAAUUCCUGGGUCAGAUGUCAUCAGUGUACAUAUUACAGAAGAUGUUGUGUUUGGCAAGAGUGAACCCAUGUACAUCCGAGGAAAACCAGUAUCUCAGGAUGAUGAGGAGCGUGAUGUGGAUGUCCAAGCUCAGGCUCGUGCUGAAGCCAAGUAAUUCAUCCUAUCCAACUGUCUGUCUGCCUGUGAUGCAGGAUUCGAGUGCAGCUCCAGGCGAGCGCACGUUUGGGCUCAGCUCCAGCUGUUCUUUCAGCAAACGAGUAUGAAGUUGGUUGCUGAAACACCAAGAGGUGAGAUGAUUCAUCUCUAAAUAUUGGGUUAUCUCUGUGAUAUGUUUAGCAUAAAAACAAAACAGGCAACAAUUCCUCUACUUUAUAUAAAGCCCUCGUUGGAAACUCAACCAGACAGUUUACAUAAGCUUUCAAUUACAUUUUCAUGAUAUUCUGUUAACAAAUAAUAAAUAAAACAAGUACACUUAUUAAAUAGUGUGCUUUUAAAUGCUCCUUUUUGGUUCAAAUAUCAAAAAGCUUGAACUAUUGACUGUAGUGUCAACAACGUUUUCUUCUACAUGAUUCUGUUCCAUCUAAGGUUGAAAUAGAUUGUUGGGAAGAAUGUCAUAUAUUUCAACUGCUUAUAGUAAGCCAAUUUGUUUUUGUAACUUAUUUAUUCUUUAAUAUGUGUAUUUCUGCUCUAAACUUAAUUCUAAUUUGGAAUUCAGUAUACACAUGCUAAGGAUACAGAAAGUUUGGGCAUCCUUCAUCUUUGGUGAUGGAGUAUGAUAGGGCUACGUAGUAAAUACGAAGUUAAUAAUAAAUGAAAUGAUUUAUCAUUUUUUGUCAUGAUGGAUUUGAUCUAUCUAGGCUCCACAAUGUCUAAGCCUCAUUAGUAAUCUUUUUCUAAGGGCUCUGAAAUUUGUAUUAGUGUGUCUUUUAACAAAUUUAUUGGUUGAAGUCUGUUGAAGGCAAUACUGAUCUCUGUACCUGUGGUUUUGAAGGUGGGUGAAGUCAUCCACUCACAUUAACAUUUGCUGUUUAACUGUCUGGCGAAGCCUUGGGUCCUAUAGCGGGCAAGCUAUAAGAUUAGAGAAGUUUCAUCUCUUUCUAUGUGACUGGCUGAGGUAGAGGGGUGCAAUUUAAUGCUUUGAGGGACAGCCUUGAUUUGGAAGUUCGAAGGGAUCUUGUCUUGUAUGGUAUAUUGCAGUAAAGCAUUUGAAGUGCACAAACUUCUUAUCAUUAACAUGUUAUGUCCUAGUUUCUACUAUUUGGUUUUCAAGUUUAGUAUAUUGUUUUAUGUAUAUAUAUAUAACCAUGUAUGAAGAGUUUAAUUUAAAUAAAGGAAAAAACAAAAUGAA
Molecule: messenger RNA, 3229 nt
Organism: Frankliniella occidentalis (western flower thrips)
Lineage: Eukaryota; Metazoa; Arthropoda; Insecta; Thysanoptera; Thripidae
Gene: ClpX
Product: ATP-dependent Clp protease ATP-binding subunit clpX-like, mitochondrial
Exons: 14
Coding region: 140-2035 (631 amino acids)
Biological process (GO): proteolysis; protein catabolic process
Cellular component (GO): mitochondrial matrix
Molecular function (GO): ATP binding; zinc ion binding; protein dimerization activity
Source: RefSeq, a predicted model, not a curated record